CUUUAAAACGUACAUCGUUUGCGUGAGCAAGCGGGCAGGCAGGGGUAAAUCGCGUGCCGGGCAUUGACGCGACGACCCAAAUCAGAGGCGUAAAGUAGUCGUGCCGUCAUAUUAGUUCCAACGUCUGUGACCGGCUGUAUCGCUGUUCACUUGGCCGGCAGCCAGCGGCACGAAAUGCUGAAUUCGCUCAGACUCCAGCACGGAAAGGGGGUGCGCUCCAGGAGCCAUGAAUCACUAGCCACAAGUAUAGCUCAGCGCAAUUGUAAUAAACAACGCUCGCGCGGGGCUCUUGCUGAUGGCUGCGCGGCGCCGGCGACGCACGCCCCGGCUUCGCGACCCGCGGCACCCGCUCGCCAUUGCCGCCUGCUGCCAUUGCGCGCUACAGCACCCGCUGCGGAGGUGUCCAGCUCCUCGCAGCCCACUAACGGCCCGUCAUUCACGUUGGAGUGCGUGGAGACGGGGACCGACAUUCACGUGUUUGGCGUGGAGCACUUGGCGCCGCAGCCGCACAUCGGAGAGUGGAUCAUCCGGCAGCGGCCGCAGGCAGUGGUGGUGGAGACAGCCAUGGGACCUGAGCACGGCGCCGUGUCUGGCAACGUAAUCCGCUGCGGCGACCAGGUUGCAGACCCCACGGCCGCCUUCUACCUGCGCAUGUUCUGCCAGAUCGGCGUCUCGCUGCAGGACUUCAAGGAAGGCGACUUCACAGAGUCACCCUUGUGGGGCAAUGUCCGCACCAGCUACAACGGCGAGCAGCUUGCAUACAUUGGCGCCUUCGCCACGGGGGCGCCGCUGGUGUUUGGAGACCGCCCCAAGGACAUUACAUACAGGCGGUUGUUUGGGCUGACGACCAUUGAAGACCUGGACAAGGGCUACAGCCACCAGGCCACCGCCAACUACCGCGCCUUCAUGGGCCUGCCGCCGCCGCCCUACGAUCCGGAGGCCCUGCCCGUCACCGAGAUCAUCACGAUGCAGGAGCGUGAGGCUGUUAUGCUCAAGGUGGUGUACCAGCUGUGCCACAACCGGCUGGCGCAGCAACAGCUGGCGGGCGGCCGGCCCAAAAGCAUUGCCCUGGUGGUGGGCAGCGCACACCUGGCAGGCCUGAAGAGCCUGUGGGAGAGCGGCAAGUGGCGCGAACUUUUGGGCAUCGGCGCCUCGCCGGACUCGCCGCUGCCUGCCAGUGACCUACUGUCGGCGCCGCCGCUGCCCACACCCGAGUCCGACCCCAAGUACGGACUGCGGCGGGGGCUGAUGGAGUCCAUGAUGCGGCUCAAUGUCACGCGCGAGGUGCUGAAGGACGUGGAGACGGUGCUGGGGCCGCUGCCGGAGCGGGAGGCGGUGGCGGCGGAGGCGGUAAAGGAGGUGUACGGCUCGCCGCGCAUGCAGCUCGCCAGUCUGCCCAAGGGGCUGCUGGACCAGCUGAUUGUGGGGCUGCCGCGGGGCACUGACUUUCAGGAGGUGCUCCAGUCGCUGCGCGAUAUCCGGCCCAUGAACGGCGGGCCGGGAUACUCGGAGGACAUGGUAAUGUACGUGCGUGGCCUUAACUUCGAGCUGGAGUAAACACCACCUUCUUGUAGAGCUAAGGGCUUGCAUCGGACACUGGAGUGCGCGUGCGCAGCAGUGGCCACAGGAGCUAUCGAGGACGAAUGCUAGCUAAGAUGGGCUGUGAAGGUUGGUGAUCGUGGGUAGGACUUGAGAGCGUAUUGACGUCUACGGUUGUGUAUUAACAAGCACGUUUACAUUGGCAAGUCUACCGAGCAGAGGAGCAAGCUAGUAGCGCGCAGGCAGUGAGAGGAUGUGGGCGUUAGCAAUCAGGCAGUGCAUCGUGUACCUGGUGCCAGAACCAUGCGGCAACUGCAAGGGCGGACCCUGUACGUGUUGGGUCUGAUAGGCCAAAUCAUUAAGGUUAGCAGUUGCAGGGGUUUCGGACGUUCGGCUUGCUGUUCAACUGUGGAACGGCUGAAUCCUG
This is a messenger RNA of Chlamydomonas reinhardtii, 1966 nucleotides long. RefSeq lists its product as uncharacterized. Lineage: Eukaryota; Viridiplantae; Chlorophyta; Chlorophyceae; Chlamydomonadales; Chlamydomonadaceae. The coding region runs from base 175 to 1557 and encodes 460 amino acids. The record is from RefSeq and is a predicted model, not a curated record. The transcript is spliced from 11 exons.